This is a messenger RNA of Mytilus trossulus (common blue mussel), 680 nucleotides long. RefSeq lists its product as uncharacterized. Lineage: Eukaryota; Metazoa; Mollusca; Bivalvia; Mytilida; Mytilidae. The transcript is spliced from 4 exons. The record is from RefSeq and is a predicted model, not a curated record. Bases 48 to 680 code for a protein of 210 amino acids.
GUCAAUUCAUUUCUUUAAAUAUAUAAGGUAUCCAUCACGAACAGACAAUGCAAGCAGAGGCCGUAUUAAACUAUGAAUUUCAAAAUUACAGGUUUCAAUCUACAUAUAGUAUGAUGAGUUUUUACCAUGACAAUCCAGAGCAUCUACAAAAAUUAAUAAAUGAGCAGGGGCAUCUUUUGGAUAAAGAUGGAGUCAACAUAUUGACAGAACAAGAAAGUUCUGUAGAACAAGAAAAAAUUUUGGUUAUUGAACCAAGACCUAAAUCAGCAAGUACCAGUGUUGGAAAGAAUUGUACAGACCAAGAAGUACCAUCAACAAGCAAGGCUGCAGAGGAAGAAAAUGAAAAAUAUAUCUGGGAUGACUGCAGCAUCAAGAGGCUCAUCGAAUAUAUAAAAGAGCAUUCCAACAAAUUUGAGGAGGGGAGAUUAACUAAGAAGGCAGUGUGGGAAAUCAUUGCUAUAAAGUUUAUUGCUACAAGCGAUGAACAAGCUAAAACUGUCACUUGGAUUCAACUGAAAUCCAAGUGGCAGAAGCUUGAAUCAAAGUUCAAACAGGUGGAGGAUAAAAAUAAAAAAGUGGUGAAGGAACGCAUAACUUCAAAUACAUGGAGGAAAUGGAAGAAGCUGUUGGGGACAACCCCAACAUCCGUCCAGCUAAGACCAUUUCCUCCAUGGAUUUGA